This is a messenger RNA of Eremothecium sinecaudum, 2409 nucleotides long. RefSeq names its product Lam6p (gene LAM6). Gene Ontology annotation, biological process: intracellular sterol transport. Gene Ontology annotation, cellular component: mitochondrion; cortical endoplasmic reticulum; endoplasmic reticulum-plasma membrane contact site. Gene Ontology annotation, molecular function: sterol transfer activity; sterol binding. NCBI's taxonomy places the organism in Eukaryota, Fungi, Ascomycota, Saccharomycetes, Saccharomycetales, Saccharomycetaceae. The transcript has a single exon. Bases 1 to 2409 code for a protein of 802 amino acids. The record is from RefSeq and is a predicted model, not a curated record.
AUGAGCGUGAAUGGACAAGAAUAUGAUGUGGGUGAUCUAAAUGAAGAAGACAUUCUUAGAGGGCAAGAAGAGGAGCUUCCGGUGGGGCAGAAGGCGCUAGGAUCUCCGCUGGUGAGCUGCGGGCUCAGUGGCAGACUUUCGGCGGCUACUCAAGAUUCGCCCAUAUCUCCUAUGAAAACGGGUAUAUAUCCUGGACAUACCCAUCGGGAUAGUUCUUCUAGCCUUGAUUCGGUUGCAUGGAAAUCAUCACCUGCGAGUCCGCAUGUUACUCCACUUAACGGUGUUACCUGCAUCCAGUAUGUUGCGAAGCAUAACAGUGCGCUUGAAAGCGUAACGGACAUAAUUGAGAGCCACAGCAGUACUGCAGGGGAAUUUUUGGAGUCUGCAGCGCUGCUGGAGGUGCCAAGGUCGUCUGAAGAGGGCGAUGUGAAUAAGGCACAAAAGUUUUUCAAUAGUAUGAUCUCGUCGCUCAGUUUCAAAAACGGAUACAGUCCUUUGAUCAGCGGAGACAAGAAAACGAAAACACGAAUCGAACAAGUGAACAGUGCAUCUGCUAUUGAGAAUGUUGUGGUACCCGCGACGUCGCUGGAGGCGAAGGCCUCUUCACUGCCCGGACAGGAACGAAAAAGUGGAUCGCGACAGGGGAAGUUGGAGCAAGAGACCUUUAACAAAAAAUUAUAUGUCGAUGAGAAGUUACCAGGCACGAAUUUCAGGUAUGCGACAGUCAAGCGGAAUGAGGACUUCCAUAGGAUAUUCAAGUCGAUAUCCAAGAAGGACAGACUUCUUGACGAUUUUAGUUGUGCUCUAAGCCGUGAGUUUCUUUGCCAGGGCAGGAUAUAUAUAUCAGAGAACCACAUAUGCUUCAAUUCAAAUUUGCUGGGAUGGGUUACAAACCUAGUGAUUCCCAUUGCGGACGUAGUGAAUUUUGAAAAGACCUCCACGGCCGGUAUAUUUCCGAACGGGAUCGCAGUAGUUACAGAAGUCGAGAAACAUUAUUUCGCAAGCUUUUUAACAAGAGAUACAACUUUUGAGUUUUUACUGUGUGUGCAGGAUGCAUAUAAUUCCAACAUGAAAGCAUUAACUAGAAGGUCAUAUAGGGAAAUGCCUAUGAACAUCGCUAACGAUGAUUUCUUCCUGAAGCCACUUAACGAGUUAAUGCAGAUUACUACUCCUCCAAGUAAAGAAUCCGCGCCCCCUGUAGAUGGUGGUGACUCAGAUAUCCAAGAAGCAAUACUGUCUGUAGAUUAUGUUACACCAAACGGACCAUCAGGAUACGCAAGUGAACAGCGAACUACAGAUGAAGUUUAUGAAGAUGUUUCGGAUUCGGAGGAUAUUUCAUCAGAAGAAGAGGAGCAGACAGAAAGGAAUAUGAAGACGGUAUUUAAACUUAAGGAUACCAGUCCACACUCAUAUAAUGGCCCAUACUAUUUUCACGAAACCAAGUUUGAUUACUAUCCAGAAGAGCAUGAUGAGUAUGUGUUAGCAGAGUUCUCUUUAAAUGCAGCACCGGGUAUCGUGUUCGAAUUGUUAUUCAGUGAGACAAACCCUACAUUUAUAAGGGAAUUUCUCCUGAGCCAAGAAACAACUCAACUUUCUGAAAUUACUGGUUUUACGCAGGUGAAUCCGGACGGACAGCGCUUCCGUAAAUAUAGAUAUACAAAAGCUUUGAACUUUCCUGUCGGCCCUCGCUCAACUAGGUGCCUAGUCCAGGAAACUGUUCUACAUUGUGACUACGAAGGCUAUAUUAAUAUUGUUAACACGACAAACACUCCAGAUGUUCCAAGCGGAAAUAGCUUUUCGGUUAAAACAAGGUACAUGAUUCGAUGGGCAUCGAACACGAACUCCGUGAUUAAAAUAUCAUUUUGGAUCGAAUGGACAGGAAGUAGUUGGAUAAGGUCUAUGGUAGAUAAAAGUUGUAAAGCGGGUCAAAUAGAGGCGACAAAGACAUUAGUUAAACAAGUGCACGAUUAUUUGGAUAAAAAUGUUGAGCCAAAAGUAAUUAAUAUUGAUGUGAAGUCAGAAAAAACCACUAAUUCAAUUCCUAAUAAUAAAGAAAGUAUGCAGCGGCCAGGAAACAUUAAUGAAAAGGAUCGCAGUCAUUCAUUGUCAUCAACGGAUAUAUCUUUAAGAACGUCAUUGUCAGAAACAACAACAUCUAUCCCUAUUUCAUCACACAGAAAACGAAGGUCACAGUCGCAGAAUCUCCUAUUGCUAUUUCUAGCAGUAAUAGCAAUGCUGUUGGCUGCAAAUCUUGUUCUGAUGUUAAAGAUUUGGUCAAGGAUAAUGAAUAUGCCUGACAUUAGCAAUAAUAAAGAACUUUCCGUUAGUGCUGUUACCGAUGAACAUAUUAUUAGCGUUGUGAACAAUGCUAUUUCAUCGGGAAUAAUACAUUAUGUGUGUACUGCAUAA